Mugil cephalus (flathead mullet) is the source of this 1076-nucleotide messenger RNA. RefSeq names its product cysteine-rich venom protein-like. The coding region runs from base 16 to 1011 and encodes 331 amino acids. The record is from RefSeq and is a predicted model, not a curated record. Gene Ontology annotation, cellular component: extracellular region. Lineage: Eukaryota; Metazoa; Chordata; Actinopteri; Mugiliformes; Mugilidae. The transcript has 9 exons.
ACCACCUACUCCUGAAUGUCCAAGGAGGUGGUCACUGACUUCAGGAGGAAGAGGACACGAGUGGAGCCCAUCACCAUCCAGGCUCUGGAGGUGGAAGUAGUGGAUCGCUACAAGUACAUGGGAGUCUACAUGAGCAACAGGCUGGACUGGAGGGACAAGAGUGAUGCUGUGGACAAGAAGGCCCUGAGUAGACUCUGGUCUUUCGAUGUGUGCGUUGUGACGUGUCCGUGCAGUCCUCCCUAUAUAAAUCACUCCCGUGGUCCUAAGAGGUUACCAGUGCUGGACUCGACCAUGCAUACCUUGUCUUUCGUGAGUGUUCUGGGCCUCUUCGCCAUCUUUCAGGUGCCCGGCACUUUGGCAGAAGAUGGCAUUGCCCUGACCCCCACUUUUUCAGAGAAGACUGAGAUCGUGGACAAGCAUAAUGACCUGAGGAGGAGCGUCCAGCCUACUGCUAGCAACAUGUUGAAAAUGAACUGGAACAGUGAGGCUGCAAAAAAUGCUCAGGUUUGGGCCAACACCUGCUCCAUGGGUCACAGCCCUGAAAGCUCCAGAAAGAUCAGCACCAGCGGCUGUGGGGAGAAUCUCUACAUGUCCAGCUCCAGGGACACCUGGACCAGCGCCAUCCAGGACUGGUACGACGAGGUGAAGGACUGGCAGUACGGAGUCGGGUCUGUGAACGGAGGAGUGGUCGGACACUUCACCCAGGUUGUUUGGUACAGGUCUAACCAGGUUGGCUGCGCAUUGGCCUACUGCCCCAACUCUACGUACAAGUACUUCUACGUCUGCCACUACUGCCCCCCUGGGAACUACCAGUACACUCACCCCUACACCAGCGGACCCUCCUGCGGCGACUGCCCCCACGCCUGCGACGACAAACUGUGCACCAACCCCUGUCCUUACACCGAUCAGUACAGCAACUGUCCCGAUCUGAAGAACCAAUGGGGCUGCAGCAACUCGGACGUGGCCUCAUGGUGUCCCGCCUCCUGCAAGUGCACCGACCAGAUCAUCUAAACCCCACGUACACGUCCACAUGUGCGUCAGACGGUCUAAAUAAAGAAACAGCGUUAUAAAUGAAA